AUGGCUCCCCCAAGCAGCCUCAUCCUCUCGACGCGGAGCGCCUCAGCAGCGCUCCGACAUCCGGUGAUCCGAAACUUUUCAACCACCAGACUCCUCGCGGCGAAGAAGCCGGCGGCGCCGCAUAAGCCCCUCGUGCUAGAGAAGCCUCUGAAGUUCAACCCCCCCUCCCAUGGAUCGCGGUUACCAAAGAAGCGCAUACCUCAGCACUAUGGCGGCCAGCUGUCCCAGGAGGAGAUUAAGGCUCAGGACCGGCGGGACUAUCCCACGAUGAUGCCGCCGCAAGGGACGUGGGCGCAUUGGUUCUGGACGAAUCGGACGAUUCACGUUGUUAUCACGGCGGGCACACUCCUGGUACUCGGAAUAUCAACCUACUUCAUGAAUUUCGCGCACACCUCGCCCUUCGCGCACCUUCUCCCUCCCAUAUCCGAAUUCUCCGAGCACCCGAUCGACUUUAUCCAGACGUACUUGGCCGUGAUGAAGAUGCAUAGCCAACACAACAGCCAAUUGGCGUUCGAGAGUCGGUCGAAGAAGAUGGACGAUGUGCUCAAGAGGCAGGCUUUCCAGAUGGCGCAUAAGACGGAGAAGGGCCCAAUUGAGAAGUACUUUGGCCUGGGCAGGAAGGAGCCCGAGGUGGAGGAGACCCCGGCCGGGGAGAAGCCGGAGGCUGUUGAGGAGGAGAAGCCUAAGAAGAGAUUUGGGAUCUUCUAA
Molecule: messenger RNA, 708 nt
Organism: Scedosporium apiospermum
Lineage: Eukaryota; Fungi; Ascomycota; Sordariomycetes; Microascales; Microascaceae
Exons: 2
Coding region: 1-708 (235 amino acids)
Source: RefSeq, a predicted model, not a curated record